Boleophthalmus pectinirostris (great blue-spotted mudskipper) is the source of this 1977-nucleotide messenger RNA. RefSeq names its product septin-9-like. The transcript has 10 exons. The record is from RefSeq and is a predicted model, not a curated record. The coding region runs from base 39 to 1049 and encodes 336 amino acids. Gene Ontology annotation, biological process: cytoskeleton-dependent cytokinesis. Lineage: Eukaryota; Metazoa; Chordata; Actinopteri; Gobiiformes; Gobiidae. Gene Ontology annotation, molecular function: molecular adaptor activity; GTPase activity; GTP binding. Gene Ontology annotation, cellular component: cell division site; septin complex; septin ring.
CUCACGGGCCGGAGGUGACACCCAGCUACAGCAGUGCCAUGUCUGAGCCGGUGCUCCCUGAGGUGCCCCCCACAGUGGGCCCUGUGUACGGGGAGAAGCCCAGUGCAGUGGACUUCAGUUAUGUGGGAAUUGACGCCAUUCUGGAGCAGAUGAGGAGGAAGGCCAUGAAGCAGGGCUUUGAGCUCAACAUUAUGGUAGUCGGGCAGAGUGGUUUGGGUAAAUCCACACUGAUGAACACACUGUUCAAGUCAAAGGUUAGCCGCAAGUCUGUGCAGGCCACAGCCCAGGAGAAGAUUCCCAAAACUAUUGAGAUCAAGUCCAUCAGCCAUGACAUCGAGGAGAAAGGUGUGAGAAUGAAACUGACUGUAAUUGACACUCCAGGUUUUGGAGAUCAAAUCAACAACGAAAACUGUUGGCAGCCCAUCAUGAGAUUCAUUAAUGACCAGUAUGAAGCAUACCUUCAAGAGGAAAUCAACAUCAACAGAAAGAAAAGGAUCCCCGACUCCAGGGUCCACUGCUGUAUAUACUUCAUUCCUCCCACUGGCCACUGUCUUCGACCUCUAGAUGUUGAAUUUAUGAGACGUCUAAGUAAAGUGGUCAACAUUGUUCCGGUCAUUGCCAAAGCAGAUACGUUAACCCUGGAGGAGAGGGACUUCUUCAAGCAAAAGAUCAGAGAAGAACUAAGAGCCAAUGGGAUUGAUGUUUACCCCCAAAAGGAGUUUGAUGAGGACCAGGAGGACAGAAUGAUAAAUGAAAAGAUCAGAGAGAUGAUACCAUUCGCUGUGGUGGGCAGUGAUCAAGAGUACCAGGUCAAUGGCAGAAGGCUGUUGGGCAGAAAAACCAAGUGGGGAACAAUUGAAGUCGAGAACAUUGCCCACUGUGAAUUCGCCUAUUUAAGAGAUCUUCUCAUCAGGACCCAUAUGCAGAACAUAAAGGACAUCACCAGUACCAUCCAUUACGAGAUGUACCGCGUACGUCGACUGAAUGAGAACAACACAGGAGCGGUACACACUAACGGCCUCUCUGACCACUCUGCUCACGAGAUGUAACCAGCGCCCCCUGCUGACUUUACUCGCACACUACUCCACAUCCGCAUCGCUGGUGGGAGACAGGCUUCAGAGCUCCCCAGAAGGGACUUGUGAGGGGCAGCGGCUGAAUGGACUGUUUAUGUCAGCUACUAUCCUCACGCUCUGAAGCACCAUGCAGAGCUCUGUAAUGUGCUGCUGUCUGAAUAUACAUGCUUUCUGAUCUUAUUUUACAUUUUAAUCUGUAACACCAAAGUUUAAGCAUCUGCCAAAUGACUAAAGACAUUUGCCAAAUUGUUUUAAUGAAAAUCUAUUCCACAUUUUUAGCAGUAUGUUAGGCCUACUUACCAUGCAUGCAGGAAACAUGAUUGAUCAAUCUGAUGGAUGUAAAAAGAUGGACUGAUUUAAGGCCAAAGAUAUUAGCAGCUCGUAACGCUGAUAUAUGUCAACAUGGCAGAAAAUACAUUCUGAUUUACUUCACUUAAUUUUAGCCUGUUUCUGUUUUUUGACUUCAAUGUGAGCUUGAAUGUGUCAAUUUGUUAUACACUUUGAUGUUUGUUUAAAUAUCUUAGAGUGAUUAUUUUAAGAUGAAAAGUAUAUGCACAUUUUAAAAUGUGAACAGUUGAACCACAGUUGCCCAUUUUAACACUAUCAAUAUCCUUGCCUCACAGUGCCUUAUUUAUCGGCAAUUGCUGGCUAUUAGAUGUACCUGAAACUGGAGUAUAGGUUAGUUUGUACCACGCUGACAUGACUUACAGUUUGUGUUUGUACAAAUAUGCAUAAGAUAUAUCUAUUUUUGACCAGCCCAGUUAUUUCUUUGCAAUAUACAACUCUGUCCCACAAAAUGGCUCUUUUUGACGUCAAUGUCUUCUUGUAUUUCCUAAUGUGUCUUAUGUUUUUGUACUAUUAAUAACAAAUGUUUAUCUUAUUUUAAAUAAAGAAUAUUAAAAUA